Messenger RNA from Dreissena polymorpha, 2572 nucleotides. RefSeq lists its product as uncharacterized. The record is from RefSeq and is a predicted model, not a curated record. Bases 867 to 1613 code for a protein of 248 amino acids. The transcript is spliced from 7 exons. Lineage: Eukaryota; Metazoa; Mollusca; Bivalvia; Myida; Dreissenidae.
CCAGUAGUGCGUUCAGUUACAGCGAACUUUCGCUAUAGUUCGCGAACGUUCGCGAACGUUCGCUAUUGAACGCUCGGUUCGCCGCGAACCGAAGCGAACCGAAGCGAACCCUCUCGGGAGGUAGUACGCUAGCGAAACCAAGAUGGCGGACAAGUAAGUUGUUGUACAGCGUUACUUCGAUAUUUUUUCAUUUUUUGUUGUACAUUAAAUGAAUUGAAUUAUAAACAUAGUGUAUUUUGUUGUUUAAGUACUUGGGUACCAAGUAUGUACAUACAGAUUUGAUAAAACAUGAGCAUUUUUGUUAAUAUUUGUCGAAAAUCUUGUGCCGUUUGCAUAGACGUAAAAAUGGCGGGCGGCAAAGUUCAACUUUAAGUUAGAAGAAAUAUCUAAAAAAAUGAUUUUCCGAAAAAAAAAAGCCUGGAUGAAAAUUUAAAUGCUUUGUUUUUAAAAAUACUCAAAUACGCUAGAUAGGGGAGGGGAUAAAAUGUUCAUUUAUGGUCUCAGAAAUUGAUAUCAUAUUCAUAAAGUAUCUCAAAAUUAAUCGCUUUAAAAAUGUCUUGCUUUGCAAAAGUAUAUUAAGAUUUACAUUUGUUUAAUCUAGCUCUGAUUCAACUGUGUUUUCAUCUGGAUGGAAAUGCCUCAACUUGACGUUUGAAGAUGGCUCUACAUCAACAGCUUCAGUCGAAGCCAUUGUCUAUAGGUCCAUUAUCACUGAUAAAGACCCGCAGGCUAUCCAGAGGCUACAGGAAGUCUGGACAGAAAUACAUGGUAACCAGACAAUAGUGCAGAUAGCAGCUGAGGAGAAUGAAAAUCAACAGUGUAACAUUGCUGAUACUGAGUCACAGGCAGAGACAAGUGACACAGAAAUGCCUGUGGUGGAUGAGUCAAAGGAUGGAAUCAACUGGAAGCACGAAGGAGUCCUGUUAUUGAUUUCCCUUUAUGAGGCACAUAAAGAGAAAUUCGCCUCGUCUGCAAUUAGUAAGAAGGCAGUGUGGAAUAUGAUUGCCACGAAAAUGAAGGACCAAGGCUACAGUGUCACGGGGCAUCAGUGUAGCGAGAAAUUUAAGAGCCUGAAAAAUAGGUACAAGGAUAACAGAAAGAAGAUGGCCAAGAGUGGUCGUGGACGAGUAACAUGGCGUUACUAUGACAUAAUGGAGGAGCUUCUUGCUGGAGAUCCAGCGGUGGAACCACUGAAAGUGGUAGCAUCUGCAAACUGUGCCAAAGACCCUGCAGCGAAGCCACCUCUGCCACCAAAUGCGAAGCGGCCGCAGAUAUCAAGUCCUUCUGCUAAUGCAGUUGCCAUACGGGCUGCAAGCCCAACUGUGGCUGUUAGGUCAACAAGCCCAACUGUAUCUGUUAGGUCGCCAAGCCCAUCCUCUUCAAAUGCAGGUUCACCAGCCCCUGACGAGACAGUUCCUGACACGGUCAGUCACACCCCUGUCGUUAAGCGCCGGCGGAAGAGUGGGGAUGUCCCUGAAUGGUUCAGGACUUUUGCCAAUGAUACUGCAAGACGCAUGGAUGCACUAGAGGCUUCAAGUGAGCGGAUGAUAAAAAUUGCGGAGGAGCGCAAUGACAUUUUGCGAACCCUAGUGGACGUCCUAACAAAAAAUUAAUGUACUUGAUUUUCAUAUGAUCCAGCUGAGAAUGUUAUCAAUUGUUGUUAUGUAUUGAAAUACCCAGAUGUGCCUUGUCUUCUUCUUAACAAUUGGUAGUCAUUUCUCCAUAUCACAAGCUUUCAUUCAACUCUUUUGACUAGUCAUCAUGCUAUUACACUAAUGUGCUAUCAAUGAAUACUGUGUACAUAACUUUUGUAUGUUACAAGUGAAAUGUUUUAACUAUUUUUGCUCUGUUUUGAAAUAGCCUUCAAUUUACUUGGACUCUUUUUGCAAGUCUUUUUAAUGAAACAUACCCAAAUAUUAAUGGUACAAGUAUAAGUAUAUGAUGUACCUCAAUUUUGUAAUAGUCCUAUAUUGUAAUAAUGAGCCUUCAGCCCUUUUUAACUAGUCAUGCAUUGAAUUGCUCUUAUAAUGAAGCUCUGUGUCAACUCUUACGUAGUCUAAUUAAGUAACCAUAGUGCAGCUAUAUUUCAACAUUGAACUGUGUUUACUAGUCAUAUAUUGAAUUAUAUAUGUGCCAUUGUGUAGCUAAACGUGUUAUGCUGUUGGUUUGAAAUAUACUAAAAUUACUUUACAAUGUGUUACUUUCUUUACAUUUUUGAUGCUUUAUAUAGUUUUUAGGGUGCAAGGAACAUAUAUGAUUUCUGUUUAUUUUAAUUAGAGAAUUAUACUGAGUAUCAAAUUUAUUAUACCCCCACUUAACGAAGUGUAGGGGAGGUAUAUAGGAACCCCCACUAAACAAAGUUUAGGGGGUAUAUAGGAGUGAGCUUGUCGGUCGGUCCGCUCUCCCACAAGUCUGUUCUCUAAUUCAAGUAGUUUUCAUCAGAGCUUCACCAAACUUGGUCAGAAGUUGUUUUUAAAUAAUGUCUAGGCCAAGUUCGAACAUGGGUCAUGGAAGGUAAAAAACUAGGUCAUGGGGUCAGGUUUUAUCAGAAAAUUAGUGAACACAAGAAAGU